UUUCAAAAUAUAAUCCAGCAUUCUCCUCUACUUAAACAACAUUCAUUACCUCCAUCAAACUCAGAUCAACUCAUUCCAUCUCACAUUACCAUCGAUUAAUUAAAAAUCUCAUCCACAAAUAAUCAGUCUACAAUAACUUAUCAGUUCUACGUACGAAAUGCUCACACCGAAACUCGUGGAAUACAUAUCACCAUAUGUUCCAAUUCAAGUGAUCACCGUCAUCUCCGUUCUUGGUUUAACGUUCGAAAGAAUAGUGUUUCCGAAAUUUCAACAAGUUUAUGCCAAUGCUAGUUUAGAUCCUAAUACACUUUUACCAUUUAUCAUCUCAAUGAUUGUUUUAUACUUAUCUAUGAUUUCAAUUUAUCAUACCAUCAAAGCCACUGCAAGAUUAGUUUGGUUUGGAAUCAAAUGGAGUAUUCUGAUUGUUGGAUUAUGGUUCUUAUUAGGAUUUGCUAAUCAGUUUGGUCAUCAACAUUCAAAUCAUUCUAAUCAAACUUUAUCUUGGUGGUCUGAUUCAAAUCAUUGGAACUGGCUUAAUUUUUAUAAAUCAAAUCCAUCAACAUUAAAUCCAUUGAAAUUGUUCAUCUUACAAAGUUUACCGAACCUUUUGGAUCCAAUGAGUUUCUUUGAAUCGGUUUUUUCUUUUGCUCAACCUGCUUCUACUUCUUCUGAUUCAAAUUCAAAUUCAAAUUCAGAUACUUUUUUUAAUUUUCCAAAAACAAAUUCAAAAAAGAAAACUUCAAGUAAAUCAUCAUCGUCUAAUAAUAAUAAUAAUGAUAAAAUAAAUCAAGUUAGUGAAAAGAUGAAACAAUUUGUGGUACAAAACGUUAAAGAACCAUUAGUGAUGAUGUUAAAAGAAAUUAAAAGUAAAAAUGAUCAAAAUGGAAAAGGAUCAAAAACAAGAAACCGAUAAGAAAAAAAAACUUAUCAAUGGUCAAUUGUCGAUAAAUAUUUUAUAUCUCAUUUUUGUUUCCAUUUUUGUUUUUUGUUUUGUAAAAUCAGUCAUUAAAGGAAGGUUUCUUUUUCUUUGUGUGUGGAUUUUUUUGGAGGGCAUUUCAGUGUUUGAUAAAAAAAAUUGUGUAGAGUGUGAAUAUGAUGAUUUUGAUUUUUGAAAACAAGUGUGAAUAGUAAAAUUGAAUUUUUUGUUUGAAGUUGUAGAUUCAAAAUUCGUUUAAAUUUGAAAGGGAUCAAAAAAUGGCAACUU
Melampsora larici-populina 98AG31 is the source of this 1204-nucleotide messenger RNA. RefSeq lists its product as uncharacterized. The coding region runs from base 158 to 913 and encodes 251 amino acids. The transcript is spliced from 2 exons. The record is from RefSeq and is a predicted model, not a curated record. NCBI's taxonomy places the organism in Eukaryota, Fungi, Basidiomycota, Pucciniomycetes, Pucciniales, Melampsoraceae.